UAUUUUUAUCAACUCUGAGAGAUUCGGAUGGUGUGACGAGCCGUUCUUACUGUGAUAUCGAUCCGAAUUGUGUUGAAAUCAUCGCGGAGUCACCAAAAACAAGAAUCAACCGCAGGAGCAUAUUCCAGACGUUUACAGGAUUUACUGCGCUUGCGUUUAAUUCGGACCGGACCUCCUCUAAAAGUGGAUAUUACAGUUAUUUCACUUUUCAGUAUCACUUUUUUGGGGGGGAGAGACGGAGGCGGAUACGAACUUGGCCGCUUUCAUCUCCAUCAGCUCUCGUAUCCGCUCGGAAACUGCUGUUUAUCAUCACGGAAGAUGAAAAGCUUGAUAUUCGAAGUGCUUUGUUUUGUGUCCAUCCUCAUCUCCAUCCGCUGCACACCGGCACCGGACACCGAAUCCCCGAGCAUCAGCCCGAGCUGCGCGUCCUGCGGGCUCAGACAGACGGAUGGAGCCACACGGGUGGACGUGGAUUUGCUGGAGGCGGUGAAGAGACACAUUCUGAGCCGGUUACAGAUGCGGGACAGACCCAACAUCACCCACCCCAUCCCGAAGGCGGCGAUGGUGACCGCGCUCAAGAAGCUCCACGCCGGGAAGGUGCGCGAGGACGGGAGGGUGGAGAUCCCGAACCUGGACGGACACGCCGCGUCCAUGAACGAGGUGGAGGAGGAGACGUCGGAGAUCAUCAGCUUCGCCGAGACAGACGAGUCGCCGACCUCCAAAACCAGCCUGUUUUUCAUGAUCUCCAACGAGGGCAACCAGAACCUAUACGUGUCCCAGGCCAGCCUGUGGUUGUACUUCAAGCUUCUGCCUAAUGUUUUGGAGAAAGGCUCGAGGAGAAAGGUUACAGUGAAGGUUUACUCGCAGGAACCGGGACUCGGGAGCAAGUGGAACUUGGUGGAGAAGCGCGUGGAUCUCAAACGCAGCGGAUGGCACACUUUUCCGUUGACGGACACCGUGCAAAUGGUUUUCGCCAAAGGCGACCGCCGGCAGAACCUGGACGUACGGUGCGAAGUGUGUGAAAAGAUGGGCGUCGUGCCUGUUUUGGUGAACAUGGCCGACGAAUCCCACCAUCCUUUCCUUGUGGUCCAAGUGCGAGCAGCCAACAACAAACACCGCAUCCGCAAACGAGGCCUUGAAUGCGACGGCAGCAGCAGCUUGUGUUGCCGCCAACAGUUUUACAUCGACUUCCGCCUCAUCGGCUGGAAUGACUGGAUCAUCGCCCCGUCAGGGUACUUUGGGAAUUAUUGUGAAGGGAACUGUCCGGCGUACAUGACCGGGGUUCCCGGAUCAGCUUCGUCUUUCCACACGGCCGUUGUGAACCAAUACCGCAUGCGAGGAAUGAGUCCGGGAUCCAUGAACUCCUGCUGCAUCCCGACCAAACUCAGCACCAUGUCCAUGCUGUACUUCGACGACGAAUACAACAUUGUGAAACGGGACGUGCCCAACAUGAUUGUCGAGGAGUGCGGCUGCGCUUGAGACUUCCAAAAUAUUAUACACUGACCAUCUUCUCAAAGCAACGCCAGCACUUCCCACAUCGAGUCCAUUGAGUGACAACCAAUCCAUUCGAGAGCAUCCGUCUUCAACGAACAUCUGCAAAGAGCUACAACAAUCCUUGGGUUUCUAAACAGACAUGAGGUCCAUUCAUAAAUCACAAGGCUUGUCUUGUUAUGUCUCGGUUGUGAUUAUUCAUGCAACAAGCCGAAGACACGCUUUUGAAACACAAGUGACUCCAGUGAUCUCAUGAGUUGCCAAACUCUUCAGUUACGUCAUGGUGCAGCAUAGCACUUGCAAAAAAUACUGUAAAUGCACAAUAUAAAGCACUUGCAGACUUAAAAAUGCCUUCGAAGGUACCAAGUGGCGCGCCUCGUUCACGAUUCCUAUAAAAUAAGUGCCACAAGCUAUGCAAUGUAUAGUAGUGACCUACACCGGAUGACCCACUUGUUAUGAACCGUUUUCAAUACUUGAAAUGUAAACUUUCGCUUCCUACUCUGAGCGGAUGGUUGUUACAAUAUUUGCACUGAAGUUGCAUUAUUAGUAAAGAAAAA
Sinocyclocheilus grahami is the source of this 2048-nucleotide messenger RNA. RefSeq names its product inhibin beta B chain-like. Gene Ontology annotation, cellular component: extracellular region. The record is from RefSeq and is a predicted model, not a curated record. Gene Ontology annotation, molecular function: growth factor activity; cytokine activity. The coding region runs from base 319 to 1479 and encodes 386 amino acids. The transcript has 3 exons. Lineage: Eukaryota; Metazoa; Chordata; Actinopteri; Cypriniformes; Cyprinidae.